UUUUCUUUCUUUCUUUUUUCUUUUUUCGUUUUUUUUUCUGUUUUUUCUUUUUCGAUAAGAAGAACACGAAGAUGGACAAUGCCUAAGAACGAACGUGAUUAUUACGAAAAUAGUGCUCAAAGAGAGUGUUGUUGAAAUUUCACGAGAGAUUAGUUCGAAUUUUUGGAAUUCUUCGUAGAACUUUUUUCAAUCGUUAUAAACUUUCUUGCAUAAGAUUCGUGAAACGUGUGUGUGAGAGAGAAUUUAAAAAAAGAAUUUCAUUCUAUUUUCUGUGUCGUAUCGGAAAAACGUUCGAUAAUACACUAAAGUACUAAGGUCAUCUCGCAAGCAAAUGAUUCGUGAUUAUUGGAAAGAACGAAGCCGAGUGCUGAUUGCUUGUUACUGACCUAGGGUCGUUGAGAAAUCGAUGAAUAUUAAAAAAUGCCAGAGGCACAUCUUUCUCUGUGUACGAUGCUUCUAAGUCAUUGCCUUUAUUAAUGUAUCCUUGUUAGAGCGUUACGGUGUUUUAAUUAGUGUAUUUUGUUGAUGAAUUGCUUCCUUGAUAAAGCCCUUUGAAAGGGAUUGUAUCCGGUGAAAUUUCAUUCACGAACAUUUCUACAUUCUCGAGAUAUGGGAUAUUGUUUUUUCAACCAUGGUCGUCGUGACGUCAUCGGCCGUUACCGUCAUUGAGGAUUUCUCGAAGGACACUUUGGGAAGAUUGCGUAUUCGGUACGUGAUGCCGGCGACGCAUUUGACGCUGCGCGAAGAGGACGUGGUAAGACUGAUCUUGGAGUUCCUCCACAGUCGCGACCUUCACAUCUCGCAGCUUUCGCUAGAACGGGAGACAGGCGUGAUAAAUGGACAAUACAGCGACGACGUACUCUUCUUGAGACAACUCAUCCUUGACGGACAAUGGGACGAUGUGUUGGAGUUUAUUCAGCCACUCGAAGCGCUACCAGAUUUUGACAUGAGAAAAUUUACUUAUUCUAUAUUGCGGCAUAAAUACGUCGAACUAUUAUGCAUCAAGUCGGAAGCCAAUCUGAUAGCCGCUGGUACAAACGGAAGCGUCGAUAACGCUGUCGAAGAAGUGGUCAAAGUUCUUAGCGAUUUGGAGAAGGUUGCACCGACCAAAGAGGAAUACAGUAGCUUUUGCCUUCUUCUCACGCUUCCACGACUCACCGAUCACCUACAAUACAAGGAUUGGAAUCCUAGCAAUGCCAGAGUACAGUGUUUCCGCGAAGUUCAUCCUUUGGUUGAAAAGUUCCUGCCAGGCGAUCGAAAAUCGAACGAUCUAGUUCAUCCGGUAACAUCGGCGAAAAACGACAGGCUUAUUCAAUUGAUCAUCAAGGGUAUACUUUACGAAUCCUGCGUUAAUUAUUGUCAGGCCAAGGCUACCGGUUCGAAGGAAAGCGAACAGGUCGAGAUGAGCUUUUGCAGACUGUUAGACGGUUCUAUCGGCUUUAGCGACUCGGAUCUGAGCCUAUUAUCCUGGUUGCAAAGUAUACCGCCGGAAACUUUUGCUGUACCUUUCGCUCAGAGGACAUUGAACGUCGACGUGGAACGUCUUGAGAGGCCGUCUUUGGAAACUUCGUGGACCGAGCACAUGUUGAUAACUCCCAUCAAACCGAAGACUUUUCCGCACAGCGCUAUGCCCUUUACAAGACCUAGAUCGGCAGCUGACAUGAUGUCGCGUAGUUUGGUACCAGCUUUAGAGGCUGGUCCAGGUCCUAAAAAUAUGCCUAUACCAUCGGCAGCUCUGAUGGCAUUAUCGACCGGUGACAUAAAUCUUAUGUCGAGAUCCUCCUUCGCUAGUUUUCAUUUGACCGGUUUUAAAAAUAACAAACUAAUGAAUACUAGCGUGGAUAGGCUCUUCGAGAACGAAGGUGAUGUCUUCCUUAGUUCUAGCUAUGCUGAUUUUCAACUGUUACCAUCGAUACAAGAAACAACGACUAGUAGUCAUCCUAAAGUUCCACCAAGGAUCAGAGGACAAUCUAAAAGUCCUGAAGGUAUCAAGGCGGCUGAUCCAUCAGCGGCGUCUACACCGGAACGAAGAGUUUCAGGUAGAGAAUCGCCAGCACCAUCAACAGCUAGAAGCUCUAGAAGAGACUCCUUGGCCGAGAAACCUACCGGUGUCGCAGCAAAAAUUACGGAACCAUCGGUGAUCCCUAACAGAGCUAUUCCAGUGGAUCAAUUUGAGCAAAGCUAUAACGGUGAUCUAUUUAAAGAAUAUCAAAAGCAGAAACAAAAGUUGCAAGAGACGAUUCAACAGAAGGAAAGGGAAAGGGAUGAAUUGGUGAAACAGUUGUCGACUCCGUUACCUGCUCAAAUGGUAGAAAAACGACUACAAGCUGACGGUAUAAAGCAACCUUUGGGUAGCAAAGGUCCUUCUCCGGUUCAUGCAAGUACACCUGUAAGAUCUGGUAUUCAAUCGCCAAAGCCGAUGAUAAAUGGUUAUGAUCAAGUCACAAGGCAAAAUUCAGCACCGUGCGUCAACGAAUCGGGGAUUCACGAGAGUCAUUACGAUAUAGUCAAGACGACGAAGCAAGAGCCAAGACCAGAUCUCGACGUUAGCAAUGGAAGCAGCAACGGUGGUAGGCCGAGAUUUGUUCCAGUCACAGCUUUGGAAGAUGUACAAGCAGUUCGUUGUGCCGAAUUUCACCCUCACGGUAAACUAUAUGCCGUGGGAUCGAACUCGAAAACGGUCCGAAUAUGCGCCUAUCCUAAACUGCACGACGUUAGGGAGGAUCAUCAAACUUAUCAACCUACCGUUCUCUCAAAAAGAACGAAGCAUCAUAAGGGCUCGAUAUAUUGUCUCGCUUGGACACCGGAUGGUCAGCUAAUGGCAACCGGAAGUAAUGACAAGACGGUCAAACUUAUGCGUUUCAAUGCAGACACCUCGAGUCUUGAAGGUCAAGAAGUAGAAUUGACGAUGCACGAUGCUACGGUUCGUGAUUUAUGCUUUUUGGAGGAUACGUCGAAUAAAUCCAGCCUCCUGAUCAGUGGAGGUGCUGGAGAUUGUAAGAUCUACGUUACCGAUUGCACAACCGGUACACCUUUCCAAGCUCUCAGCGGUCAUAGUGGUCACAUUUUGACCCUCUACAACUGGGGAGGCGCCAUGUUCGUCAGUGGAUCGCAAGAUAAAACGGUCAGGUUCUGGGACCUUAGAACACGAGGCUGCGUUAAUAUGGUCACACCUGCGACGGUACCUGGUAGCAGGUAUUUGAUGUCGUUUCAGGUUGGCAGUCCGGUCGCUGCUCUCUGCGUCGAUCCUUCAGGACGUCUUCUAGUCUCUGGACACGAAGAUAGCAGUUGCGUUCUUUUCGAUAUUCGAGGUGGAAGAACAGUUCAAUGUUUCAAACCUCAUGCUGCGGAUAUUCGAAGCAUACGUUUCUCUCCUUCCGCUUAUUACCUACUUACAGGAGGAUAUGAUAAUAAGUUGGUACUUACCGAUCUUCAAGGUGAUCUGACGAUGCCACUUCCAAGCGUAGUGGUUGCCCAGCAUCAGGACAAAGUAAUCUCCGGACGUUGGCAUCCAACGGAGUUCUCUUUUCUUAGCACAUCGGCCGACAAAACCGCGACAUUGUGGGCUUUACCACCGAUUUAGAAGGGGAAUCAAGAUGAAGAAAUUCUUAUCCUUCUCAUACGUUAUUAUUUAUUUAUCCUUUUUGUAAGAUCAUUCAUCGCGAUCUUGAGAUCGUUCGUUCUACGCCAAUCACACGAGAAUUCUUCUCACGAAAAAUUUAUUCAUAAUUAAAGGGAGAAAAAGAAAAGCAAAAAAAAGGAGUGCUGAAAUUAAAUUAAAAAAAGAAAAAAGAAAAAAAAAAGAAAAAAAGGAGAAGAAGAAAGGGAUCGUAGAAUGAUCGACCUACGCGAUAAACGAGAACGAAAUCUCCCCGUGUAUUUCGUGCUUCAUUGUGACCAAUUAAAAGUGCAUUCGAGUUAUAAUUGCACGGGGAUGAUAUACGAUUAAAUACAAUAUCGUUACUACACGCUUUGAGUAUCUCGUUAUUAAAAAGAGACAAAAGUAUAAGUAAAGCGAAGUAGGAGCAGCAAUGUGAUCGAGGAUCGAUCUAUCUUAUUUCGACUCGAAGUUUGAUUAGGAUAGGAAGUCGCUAAUUGCGAUAGGAAUUUAUAAGACUGCGAAGGAGUUAAUCUCGUUGUGGUAUAUUCAAUGAGAACUUUUUAUAAACGCGUUAUUAUCGAAGAAACGUAACGUUACGUUCUCGCACGUGGAAAAAGAAGUAGGAUUUUCGAAAAGCCGAAAUUGCCAGGACUUCGCGUUUGUCUCGCUCUAUUCUAACUAAAAACUAUCUCUCUUUUAUAUAUGAUUAUGAUCGCAUUAUCUAGUGAUGUAAAUACGUUAACGUAACACAACCGAUUAAAAAUCAUUCAAGUAGACGAAUACGUGCUCUUGUACAGUCUACGUAUUUUAAGUUCUAAUCUUUGAGUGCUCUCUUUUUGUUUUUUCUUUUCGUUUCUUUUUUUCUUUCAUUGUUCAUAUAUUUUAUUUGUUUACAUUCGUUAUCAAUAAUUCGUCACACGAUUUUAUUUUUAACAUACGAAGAUAGGCGCGAACUUACUUUCCUCGUGAUUAAUUUUGCCUCGUUUCUACGUUAAUGGUUUUCAUUCAUUUUCGAUCAGUUAUAUAAAUCAAUCUGUUUUUUUAAUCGAAA
Molecule: messenger RNA, 4652 nt
Organism: Vespula vulgaris
Lineage: Eukaryota; Metazoa; Arthropoda; Insecta; Hymenoptera; Vespidae
Product: WD repeat-containing protein 47
Exons: 11
Coding region: 632-3583 (983 amino acids)
Molecular function (GO): protein binding
Source: RefSeq, a predicted model, not a curated record